GUCCUUUCAAAAGCAGAAACUAUCACCGAAUACAACGCGUUCAGAAUUGGGCAGGAAAACGUAGUCUUUGGAAGGACUUUUUCCCCCUCAUUUGUCUUCAGAAAGGGGGUGGGGGAUGUGAAAUACGACACUGCUUCCUGGUUCUCCAGCGAGAGAAGCCGAGGGAGGGGUGGGGAAGAGGGCGAAACCGAGCAGGGAUUUUUCCAGUCUGGUUGGGAAAGCGAGAGCGGUGCAGCCGAGUGUUACAGCUGCGGGAGGGUGAGAGAGUUCGUCCUCUCUCCCGAGAACUGCAACAAGCAGCCAGCAUCACGUUGCAACGAAAAGGAUUGUGAAACCAGAAACCUGAAGCAGAGGAUUUAAGAAUUUUUUUUGGGCUUCCUCUCAGCACCUGGAGAUAUGGAGAGAAGGAAGCAGUGCGGCUACGGCAGAGAAAGCAGUGAGGCCAAGACCGUGGCCAGUUCACACGAUGGCUCCUCUCGAGUCAUUAACGUGGUCUUCCUGAUGCUCCUCAUCGACCUGCUUGGGUUCACUCUCAUCCUACCACUUCUCCCCUCCAUUUUGGAUUACUACGGAAAGACUGACCAAGACGGCACUUAUCGAUCGCUGCAACGUUCAGUGGACUGGUUUGCCGAUGUAAUUGGAGUUCCCAGUGUAAGAAAAUAUAACACAGUCCUCUUUGGGGGACUCAUUGGAUCCAUCUUCUCAGUGCUACAGUUCCUGGUGUCUCCUGUAACUGGUGCUGCCUCUGACUACUUUGGCCGCAGGAUACUGAUGAUGGUGACCAUGGCUGGGCUCCUAGUUUCAUAUGCACUCUGGGCUCUCUCAAGGAACUUUGGGAUCUUCCUCCUGUCCCGAGUGGUGGGUGGGAUCAGCAAAGGGAAUGUCAGCUUGUCCACGGCAAUCAUUGCUGACCUUCCGUCUCCCCAGGCACGCAGCAAAGGCAUGGCAAUGGUUGGCGUGGCUUUCUCCCUGGGCUUCACCGUUGGACCCAUGAUCGGAGCCUUCCUCGGGACGCGGGCUGGCAAAGACGAAGCCUUCUACCUCCAACCCGCACUGCUGGCCAUGGCCCUCGUGGUGUCGGACCUGCUCUUCGUCUUCUUCUUCCUCCCAGAGACCCUCCCGAGGGAGAAGCGGAUCUCCUCGGUCUCGUCCACCUUCCAGAAUGCCGUGAACCUACUCAGCCCCGUGGCACUGUUCCGAUUCUCCGCCAUCCAGCAAAGGAAGGACUCUCCUUCUCCAGAAGGUAUGCAGGCUCUGAAAGUCCUGGGGCUGGUUUACUUCCUGUACCUCUUCCUGUUCUCUGGCCUGGAGUACACCCUCAGCUUCCUCACUCAUCAACGCUUCCACUUUGACAGCAUGCAACAAGGGAAGAUGUUCUUCUUCGUGGGAAUUACGAUGGCAAUAGUCCAGGGAGGAUAUGCUCGGAGGAUUAAACCUGGAAACGAGGUCAAAGCGGUGAAGGGGGCGAUAUCUCUUCUGAUCCCGGGUUUCCUCAUCAUCGGCUGGACCAGUUCAGUGAUGUUCCUGUAUAUCGGACUCCUCUUUUACUCGUGUGCUGCUGCUGUUGUCGUUCCCUGCCUAUCUGCGCUGGUAGCCGGAUAUGGUGCAGCCAAUCAAAAAGGAACAAUAAUGGGAAUACUUCGUAGUCUGGGGGCUCUAGCCCGAGCCUUGGGACCAACCUUGGCAGCUACAGUCUACUGGCUGGGAGGUGCCGAGCUGUGUUUCACCAUGGCAGCCGCUGGCUUCCUCCUCCCUCUCGCACUUAUUUCAGUUCCCAAAGCAAAGAAAACAGAGUGAGGAGGACCAGAGGAUGGAUAUGUAAAGGUCGAGAGGACAGGACGGAUUCCCUUCAAGCAACCGCAGGCUGUGUUUAAAGCAAAUUCUGGUGGUUGAUCUUCAACAUCUCCAGCUGAGAAUAUCACAGCAAAUGAGGAUCAGGAAACUGCCUAAAGUAGAAAUGUCGUGUUUAUUAGGUGGAGUACAGAGGACUUCAGGAAAGUAACUUGUUAUGGGGCUCUUUCUUUCUCCUUCCUAUUGGGUGCAUUUAUGGAUGUAUGUAUUUAUGGAUGUGGUCUACGUGUAUGGUCUGGUUGUGCAUGGGUGGGUGGUCUACGUCCCCUCCUUAGGUGGAAAAGUGCCACAGUGGAAACUUGCAUUAUCCCAUCUGGAGGUUAAUUGUUGGAUUUGGGUGGUUAAUAAUCAGUGGGUCAUUAAGUGUUUCCUUACACCUGGACCCUUUUGGCUAUAACAUUGCCUAAGUUGGAAUGAGAUAUACUCAACAUCCAGCUACUGGUAUAAUGUCCGAGGAAGGUAAAGUAAUGGUCACAAGGAAAACUGUUCUAAUUUGGAAUUAGAAAAUUAAACACUUGCAGGAUUUUUCUCUUAUUUAUCACUUUUUAGAACAUGAGUUCAGCCUAACACUAGAGAUAAGUUCAAAUCUCUUGUGAUAGGUAGAGAAAUUGCAUUCUUGGAACACUAGUAAUGGCAAUUCUCCAGCAACUAGAUUGUCAUAAAGACUACAGGGAAAGAAAUCUGCUCUUAGUCUGAGACCAGUACACAACUUCAGAUCUUUAAAUUCUGUUCAAAGGUGAUUCUGGUGAAUCCUAAGUGCUAGCCUUGACAGCAAAACCAGGUGUCACCUUCCCCCACUACCAUAAUCACCACCAACUUCCAUCACUGAGUGGUAGCUGUGCCUUCAGAUGCCUGUGUGCUUGAACUCUUUUUGCCUUCAUUAUCAAUCUCUAGCCAGUACUACAGUCACUCCUCUUUUGACCCAAUUUUAUAUCCGUGGAAAUACCUUGAAAAUUGCUCUGUCAAUGCAAAUUUUUGCUUUUCAAGUGUGUGUGCAGUGAAAUCAAUACCAUUCAAAAAAAAAGGCAAGUGAUUUCACAUAUGCAAUAAAUCUGCUGAAUUUCAGAGUACAGGUUCUCUCAUGCUUUGGGAAUCUGCAACUUAUGUACAGCCGGCACACACAAACAAGUGUCUGGGAAACCGGCAGGAUGGAUUUCACAAAUUCUUGCCUUUCUUGCCAUAUGGUUCUGACUUGUGAAGUGCUCAGGUUACAAACAGCUCAUGGGUGUGGAACUUCGCCUUAACCUGGCAAGGCCCUAUCCAGCAGCUUUUUUUGGGAGAAAGCCCUGGAGACAAAAGAAGGUAGUUUUCUGGUGAAAAUAUGUCACUUGUCUUGUCAUUUUACUUUAACCUAGUGGGACCUCCUAUUAACAUGUUCAUAUUUGAUGAAAUGUUUACUUAAAACUUUAUUAAGAUACUCUAAUAAACUAUCCUGAAAUCAAAUGUUUUGUACAGAAUUUCAAAUAAACAUCCAUU
Mobula hypostoma (lesser devil ray) is the source of this 3327-nucleotide messenger RNA. It is a transcript of the gene slc75a1, whose product is annotated as major facilitator superfamily domain containing 10. Gene Ontology annotation, cellular component: brush border membrane. The transcript has 13 exons. Gene Ontology annotation, biological process: transmembrane transport. Bases 397 to 1797 code for a protein of 466 amino acids. Gene Ontology annotation, molecular function: transmembrane transporter activity. Lineage: Eukaryota; Metazoa; Chordata; Chondrichthyes; Myliobatiformes; Myliobatidae. The record is from RefSeq and is a predicted model, not a curated record.